This is a messenger RNA of Paramecium pentaurelia, 703 nucleotides long. The record is from the annotation of a GenBank genome assembly. Lineage: Eukaryota; Ciliophora; Oligohymenophorea; Peniculida; Parameciidae.
AUGAUUAAACAUUAUUUAACUCAAUCAUCUUCUACUAAACAAAAUUUUUCAUAAAAACUUCAAUUGCAAAAACUUAAAAGAAACAAACUUAUGGUUUCAAAGGCUAUAGAUAUGCUAUAAAAUCCAUUCGAUCCUAGUCAAGUAUCUUAGUCCUUGAGAUUUCUUGAAAAUUAGACAUAAAGGAAAGCAUUACUAGAUCAAAUUAUUGGUAUAAGAGAAGAAAGAAAAAGAAAAUAAGAAUUUGAAAAAAUGUCUUCAAUGAGAGGAAUUUUAUCUAAAGUAUAAUAGAGAUUCACUGUGGUUAAAAAUCAAGAUAUAAAAUUUAAUAGAGAUUUUAAUGAUUUUAAAAUUUUACAAGAAGAACGUAAUAAAAUGGAAAAAUUGUAAUAUGAAAAUCUGAAUCUGCAAAUAAAUGAAAGAAAAUCUUAAUUCAAAAGAAUGUCUAGUCUUAAUUUCUUAACGCGAGAAAGUGAUAAUCAUAAAUUAAAACAUUAAUUAAGUCUUGAUCCAGGAGCUCCUUAACCAUCUUUAAUGUUUAUAAGGAAAACAUAAAGAAAUACAACAUUGUUACAAUAAAAAAUAGUAAAUAAAUAAAUGUAAUAAUUAAUAUUAAGAAUUUAGACCUACAGAAGGUAAUACUGAGAAAACUCUUACAUCACAUCAUAAUUACUUGGUUAUAACAUAAGAAACUGAUUAAGAAUGA